AUGCGAACUGUACUUUCUCGUUUCGGAUCCUUUUGUUUAUUUAAAAAUAAUGUUCAAACAGCAACAUUAGCAAGACAAAAUUGUCUUUUAUUAAAUACACAGCUGGCUGCUGCUACCACUAUAUUCACACGAUCUCGUUAUUAUGCUUCUGGACCUGAAGGUCAUAUUAGAGAUGCUUCUGACUCGGCUUUUUCCAAAAAAGAAAAGGCUAUUGAAGACCAGUGGAUUCGUGCUCAUGAUGCUGAGAAAAUCAAACAUCUUCGUGAAGAAAUUGCCAAACAAAAGGAAAAAUUAGCAGAAAUUGAAGGAAACCUAGAUGAACUUCAUAGUAAAAAUAAAAAGGAUUAG
Molecule: messenger RNA, 348 nt
Organism: Funneliformis geosporum
Lineage: Eukaryota; Fungi; Glomeromycota; Glomeromycetes; Glomerales; Glomeraceae
Source: the annotation of a GenBank genome assembly